Sciurus carolinensis (gray squirrel) is the source of this 335-nucleotide messenger RNA. RefSeq names its product protein PET117 homolog, mitochondrial. The record is from RefSeq and is a predicted model, not a curated record. Gene Ontology annotation, biological process: mitochondrial respiratory chain complex IV assembly. NCBI's taxonomy places the organism in Eukaryota, Metazoa, Chordata, Mammalia, Rodentia, Sciuridae. The transcript is spliced from 2 exons. Bases 89 to 334 code for a protein of 81 amino acids. Gene Ontology annotation, cellular component: mitochondrion.
UGGCCCGAACCGGCAGCGACGCGCGCUCGGCGGUGGCCCCGGCGCCUGGGGCUGGCGGGAGAAGGAGGCCGCGGCGGCUUACGCGGGGAUGUCGAGGAGCUCGAAGGUGGUGCUGGGCCUCUCGGUGCUGCUGACGGCGGCCACGGUCGCUGGCGUGCACCUGAAGCAGCGGCAGGACCUGCAGAGGCUUCGUGACGGAGUGAUCAGAGAUAUUGAGAGGCAAAAUCGAAAAAAAGAAAACAUUCGUCUUUUGGGAGAACAGAUUAUUUUGACUGAGCAACUUGAAGCAGAACGAGAGAAGAUGUUAUUGGAAAAAGGAUCUCAAAAAACAUGAC